CCGCCUCGGUGAGGGCGGGCCGGGCUCGGGCUCCAGCUCCGGUUCCUCCUCCCGGCGCUGCGCGGGGGGCGGCGGGGAAACGUGAGGCUCCCCUCAGGCUGCGCCUCCCCUCAGGCCGCGGCGGGAGCCCGGGCCCGCGGCAGGCCGUGCCCGGUACCGUGAGGGGAAGAUGGCCUCUCGGAGGAUCACCCGCGACACGUUCGAGGCCGUGGUGCAGGACAAGGUGAAGCGGUACCGGAGCGGUGCCGCGGGAGACCCCGGCCAUCGUUUCCCAGCUCCCUCCCGGCUGCCCCGGCCCCGCUACAACGAGAGCUUCCAGCACGACGGGCGCUUCCCUCACUCCAACUGCCAGCACCAGGACUGGAGCCAGGAGCCCGGGGAGGAUUACCCUGGGGAAAACUACCCCGGGGAGGAUUACCCUGGUGACAACUACCCCGGGGACAACUACCCCGGGGAGGAUUACCCCGGGGAGAAUUACCCAGGGGAGAAUUACCCAGGGGAGAAUUACCCCGGCCCUUCCUACCGCGCCGCCAGCCCCCCGCCCCGCAAGGAGAAUUAUUUCCACGGACGUUUCUCCCGCCCUGCGCCCCGGGAGCGGGAGUUUGGCCAGGAUUACAGGAAAUUUGGCCGUGCAGCUGCCCCCAGCAGGGAGUUUGGGCACCACCCUGCUCCCCACGGCCGGGAGUACGGGCAGCGGGACCGGGAGUACCGGGAUUACGGAGCCUCAGAUUGCUGGGAGGCUGGCGGGCAGCACGGAGCGGGGUUUGGCUCCCCGGAGCUUUUGGGGGAUUUCAGGUCCCCUGGGCUGAUGGAGGAGGAGGAGUAUGGCAGCGUGGAGGAUCAGGAGUACGAGGCAGAGGACGGCGAGUUCCGGGCGCCGCGCAGGGGAGGCGUGGGCAGGGCGAGGGUGCUCAGGGGGAAACGCCUCGCCAGGGGCGUGCUGAAAGCCAAGGUGUUCAAAGGAGACCUCAAAAGCCCCCUCAAGAAGUGGAGUGUGAAGAAGGCACAGCCAGGCCUGGAGCCCAAAGCUCUGGAGCAGCCUCUGGAAGUUGGUGCCCACCCCGAGCAGAGGCCGGUGCCGCUCCAGCAGCACCCCAAGCUGCCCCCGCACCCUGCGGCAGCCCAGAGAGCCGUCCUGAGGCUGCCCAAGCCCGCCCACGUCUUCAGGAACCUCAACUUCGACCUGGUGGACAAAUCGGACAUCUUCUCCACCUUCGGCAUGGAGAUCAUCAAGUGGGCCGGGUUCCACGCCAUCAGGAACGACGCCGAGUUCUCGCGGCUCUUCGGGGCCCUCUUCGAGCUGGAGACCGAGACCUGUGCCAAGAUGCUGGCCUCCUUCAAGUGCUCCCUGAGGCCAGAGCACAGAGAUUAUUGCUUCUUCACCAUCAAGAGCCUGCAGCACGCCGCCCUGAAAACCCCCAAGGUGGACAACGAGUUCUUGAACAUGCUGCUGGACAAGGGGGCCGUGAAAACCAAGAACUGCUUCUUUGAGAUCAUCAAACCUUUUGAUAAGUACAUCAUGAGGCUGCAGGACCGCCUCCUCAAGGGGGUGACCCCUCUGCUGAUGGCCUGCAACGCCUACGAGCUGAGCCUCAAAACCAGCGGCCUCGGCAACCCCCGGGACAUGGCCAACGCCUUCGAGACCACCGUGUCCCUGUGCAGGAAAUCCCUGGCCCUGCUGGGCCAGACCUUCGCCCUGGCCUCUGUCUUCAGGCAGGAGAAAAUCCUGGAGGCCGUGGGGCUGCAGGAGAUGGCGCCAGCGCCCACAGCCUUCCCCAAUUUCGAUGACUCCACGCUCUUUGGGAGGGAGUACAUCGAGAACUUGAAGGCCUGGCUGGAGAAGAGCGGGUAUCCCAUCCAGAUGAAAAAGGCAGAGGCGGGAUCCGUGGAGCAGCUCCAAACAGCCUCCCCCGAGGCCAGAGCCCCCCAACGAGCUGACAGGAAGGUUCUGGACACAAUUGAGCAGCUGGUGAGCAGCAUCGUGGCAGGAACUUUGUCUGCCAAGGACAGGAAUGCCCAGAAAAACUCUCCUGAAUAUUGGUUCCUUUCCGACGAGGAGAGCCUGGAGUACAAGUACUACAGGCUGAGGCUGUCGGAGGUGCAGAGGAGCAGCCUGGCAGGGGACACAGCAGCCCCAGAGUCCCUGAGGGCCAUGCUCUAUGCCAGGAGGGUGGCCAGCAUCAAAAGGAGACUUUUCAAGAGGAAAAAAAAGCCUGGCCUUGUCCCUGCCCGUGCCAGGAAGGUGAGGAGGGCAAGCAGUGGCACGCAGACCCUGCUGUCAGCCGGCACAGGAGUGAAUCAGCCAGACAGAAAUCUGUCAGCCGGCACAGGAGUGAAACAGCCAGAACAAAAUCUGUCAGGUGGUACAGGAGUGAAACAGCCAGACAGAAAUCUGUCAGGUGGUACAGGAGUGAAACAGCCAGACAGAAAUCUGUCAGCUGGCACAGGAGUGAAACAGCCAGAACAAAAUCUGUCAGGUGGUACAGGAGUGAAACAGCCAGACAGAAAUGUUCCAGCUGGCACAGGGAUGAAACAGCCAGACAGAAAUCUGUCAGCUGGCACAGAAGUGAAACACCCAGACAAAAAUGUUCCAGCUGGCACAGGAGUGAAACAGCCAGAGCAAAAUCUCCCAGCUGGCACAGGAAUGAAACAGCCAGACAGAAACCUUACAGCUGGUACAAGGCUGGAGCCACCAGAGCAAAAUGUGUCAGCUGCCACAGGAAUGAAACAGCCAGAGCAAAAUCUGUCAGCUGGCACAGGAAUGAAACACCCUGAGCAAAACCUCCCAGCUGGGACAGGAAUGAAACACCCUGAGCAAAACCUCCCAGCUGGGACAGGAAUGAAACACCCUGAGCAAAACCUCCCAGCUGGCACAGGAAUGAAACACCCUGAGCAAAACCUCCCAGCUGGCACAGGAAUGAAGCACCCUGAGCAAAACCUCCCAGCUGGCACAGGAAUGAAGCACCCUAAGCAAAACCUCCCAGCUGGCACAGGAAUGAAACAGCCAAACCAAAACCUCCCAGCUGGCACAGGAAUGAAACACCCAGACCAAAACCUCCCAGCUGGCACAGGGCUGGAGCAGCCAGACCAAAACGUUCCAGGUGCGCAGGUUGGCCUGGCCCAGCCUGGCCCAGGUGCCAACUGUGCCCCCCAAGGUGCCAGCAGCAGCUGCCAGGUGCCCGUGGCAGCAGAGGGAAGGGCAGAGGCCGAGGGUUUGGCAGCAGAUCCUGAGCUCCUCCCAGCACUGGGAUCGCAGUUUGCUGAUGUGGAUGCCAAAACCAUGGAAACUGCAGAGAAGCUGGCCAGGUUUGUGGCUCAGGUAGGGCCGGAGAUUGAGCAGUUCAGCAUUGACAACAGUGCAGAUAACCCCGAGCUCUGGUUCCUGCAGGACCAAACCAGCCCUGCCUUCAAAUUCUACCGCAUGAAAGUUCUGGAGCUGUGUCCCUCCAUCACCUUCAGCCCCGAGGCUGCAGAAGCUGCCAGAGCUGCAGGGACAGCCCUGGACACCGAGGAGGAUGAGGAGGAAGAGGAGGAAGAAGAAGAAGAAGAAGAGGAAGAAGAAGAAGAAGCUGAGUUUGAACCCUCCCAAGCUGAUGAGGAGGAUGAGGAUGAUGAGGAGGCCGUGGCAGCAGGUAGAAGGGUGACAAAGCUAGAGGAAGAUGUGGUGUCCCUGGCAGGAGAGGAGGUGUCAGGAGGUGACGUGCAGCUCUCCAGCCCCUCUGACGGCGCUGUCCCAACUCUGUCGACACAGGCACCCCCCGGCCCGGGCCCCGGCGCGCGCUUCCCCCGCAAACGGGUCAGCUCCAAGUCGCUGAGGGUGGGCCUGAUCCCGGCCCCCAAAAGGAUCUGCCUCAUCCAGGAGCCCAAAGUGCAUGAACCUGUCAGGAUUGCUUAUGACAGACCCCGGGGCUGCCCUGUCACAAAGAAAAAAAAGAAGCCCAGGGUGCUGGAGGUGCCCCAGAAGAGGCUGAGCCCCAGGAACGUGGGGUUCCAGAUGCUGCAGAGGAUGGGCUGGCAGGAGGGGCACGGGCUGGGCACGCGCGGCCGCGGCAUCCGGGAGCCCCUGCACCUGGGUGCAACCUCAGCUGGGGAGGGUUUGGGAGUGGCAGGGGAAGAAAACCAAGAAGAUGCUUUUGACAUUUUCCGCCAGAGGAUGAUCCAGAUGUACAGACAGAAAAGGGCAAACAAAUAGCUCCAGCUCUCUUCCAUGAAGACCCCAGGGCCCCUCCCCUCCCUCCCGCGCUCUCUCUGCUGCGUUCGCUCGGAUUUGCCCUGGGAUCCCAAAAUUCACAGUUUCCACCCCAAAUUCUGCAUCUUCCAUCCCCAAAUCUCAGAUUUUCCACCCCAAAUUCGGGAUUUUCCACCCCAAAUCUCAGAU
This is a messenger RNA of Camarhynchus parvulus, 4378 nucleotides long. RefSeq names its product SURP and G-patch domain containing 2 (gene SUGP2). The coding region runs from base 170 to 4192 and encodes 1340 amino acids. The record is from RefSeq and is a predicted model, not a curated record. The transcript has 10 exons. Lineage: Eukaryota; Metazoa; Chordata; Aves; Passeriformes; Thraupidae. Gene Ontology annotation, biological process: RNA processing. Gene Ontology annotation, molecular function: RNA binding. Gene Ontology annotation, cellular component: nucleoplasm.